GACAGGAGAGGUGAGUGCAGCAGGGGAGACAGAACAGUUGAGUGUGAGUGCAGCCAGAGAAACUACGGACAGGAAAGGUGAGUGUAGGUGCAGCAGAUGAGUACUGAGUGAGUGACUACUAAGCUCUAGUGAGUGGGCACAUGCUUGGUAUUUGGAUAUGGAGAAGCAAUGCCUGGUAGGGCGCAUAGACUUGGGCACGGGGUUCUUGUAUGUGAUAAAUGGGUGGAUGCUGCAGAGCUGUGCGCCCAAUAUGUGGCAAAGUGAUUUAUUGGUGUUUUGUAUGAGGGUGUCCCUGAGGAAUGAUGGGAGUAAAGGGGUGCACAAAUGAAGGAGGUCACCCUACUAAAUGGGCCCUAACUCUAUUAUUAUAAAGAAUGACAUAAUAUCACGACAUCAUCCUAUGACACUUGGUGUUUCCAGCUGAUGCUGAGUUGGUGCCAUCUUCACCAUUUUCUUAUAAAAACCUCACUCACUGCACGUUUCUCUGGUUGUCUUAUUGGGUCGUUUUCCAUCAGAGACCAGUGAGUUCUUCUAAACCAGUGUUUUCCAGAGUUUGUCUCCAGCUAUUGCAAACUACAACUCCGAGCAUGCUGAGAGUAGUUUUACAACAGCUGGAGACAUAUUGUUUGGAAAACACUGAUCUAAACAACAUGAUUUAAGAGGUCUGAUGACAAUAGGGAUCUGCCCUCCUCCACAGAUCAGCAACACCCAGGACUUUGGGCUUGGAGAGGGAGAUCGUCACUAUUGGGUUAUAUUCACUAACACAGGGGCUUAGCUGAUGUACACCAUGUUAGGAAUAUAUCUAGGGCUGCAACUAAUGAUUAAUUCUAAAAGAGAUUAGUUAGCUGAUUAUUCGGAUAAAAAAACUAAAACAGGAUUAGGGGACCAGGGAAGGGUUAAGGGAAGGAAGUGGGGACCACAUUGUGAAGAGUUAACAGGGAAAAUAGAGAUGACAGCACGUGAAGGGUUAACCUAUGAGCCUUGCUGCACAGGAGAAGCUGCAGUUCACAGACCUCAGUAAUGGCCAUUCUCCCUGCACCAGAAAGAUCAGUCACUGCAUGGAGGAUGGAGAACGAGCUUCUGGCCGCACUGGAGGGCUCCCACGAUGUCGGGACCAGAGGCUUCUUGUCACCAGGGGCGCCGAGGACAAGAAGAUGGUGCCUGCUUUUGGGCUGCACUCCAAGCCACAUUCUCAGUGCUGGAGAUAGGGCUCAGAUGGUGCAGGUUGGAAGCAGCUUCAAAAAGGCACCGAGGGUAUACUGUUCUAAGAAAUAAAGACAGAUUUAAAUCCUGAGCCAGAUGUGAAUGAUUUAGCGAACAGCGCUGUAGGCCGGGACGGAAAUUUACUCUUCAGUAACUGCAGGACCAUGGCUUGUGGGUCAAGUUUGGAUGAGGUUGCCAUGUCCUCAAUUCCCCUGGUAGCAUUAAAUUAUAAUACUAGACACCGGCUGUCUCUGUACCUGAACCCAGACACGGUGGUGGCUGCAGGAUGGACUCUUCUGGCAGAGGAAAUGGAUUAUAACUAUUUGGAGAUCAGGAAUUUUCAGAUGCUCCCCAACCCAACUCUUGCUGUUCUGGAAGACUGGGAGAAAAAGUGUUCAAAGGUAUCAGUUGGGCAACUCCUGGAACUACUGAGGAAAAUAGAGAGGCAUGAUAUUCUUACAGACAUUACACCUUUAAUAGAGUCGGACUGUAAGAAAUAUUUAAGGAAAUGGGGGAGUGUGCCACCACCCUUACAAGUUGAUACUGUGGACAGCAGUGGGGGAGUGGAGAGCUCAGGACAAACACCAGAAAAUUUUGAUGCAUUCAUCUGCUACUGUCCCCAGGAUAUAAAGUUUGUGCAGGAGAUGAUCAGCCGAUUGGAGCAGACUGAACAUAAACUAAAGCUGUGUGUGUUUGAUAGGGAUGUUCUCCCGGGAACAUGCCUGUGGUCUAUAACAAGUGAGCUUAUAGAAAAGAGGUGUAGGAAGAUGGUGGUUGUUAUAUCUGAUGAUUACCUGGACAGCACUGAAUGUGAUUUUCAGACCAAAUUUGCUCUCAGCCUUGGGCCAGGUGCCCGUGAGAGAAGGCUGAUCCCAGUUAAAUAUAAACCCAUGAAGAGACCAUUUCCCAGCAUCCUUCGUUUCAUCACUGUGUGUGACUACACAAACCCUCAUAUCCAGGGCUGGUUCUGGGACAGACUUGCCAAGGCACUUACGAAAUAAGUGAAAGCCAAUUUAUUGUCACCCCUACUAAAAUGGUUGUGGUUUUAAAACAGAGGUAUAUCCACCUACAUUAUAUUGGAGCUGACCUUCUAUGCAAAACAUAUGUGCCUUUAAAAAAAAAAAGGAAAGAAAAUACAGAAGAUAUAAAGUUCUAGACCUUCCCUCUGUUUAAAUGAGACCUACAACAGAGUGCAGUUCUGGAUCUCAGAAACUACUAAUAAUCAGAGAACAUAUAUAUACAGAAUAUAUACAUUAUGGCCCAUGCACACUACCGAUAUUCCGCUCUGAAUAAGUUCUUUCUGCUUGCAGCAGAAUCCCGUUGGUCUCAAUGGGAUUCUACUGCUCAAUGCAUACUAUGUAAGUCCCAUUGUGGAUCUGGAUUCUGCCAAAAGAAAGCCCAUGUUCUAUGGUAUUUUCUUUUGUUCGCUUGUUUCCACUUUAAAAUAUGCACAAAAUAAGCACAGAUUUGAGGCGCCACCGAUCUGCUGAUUAAAUUCCUAUUUGAAUUUCUAUAGUGUGCAUGGGCCUCUACUACUACUAUAUUAUAAUGUUUGCUAACUUAGGGUGGUGGAACUUCUGAAUGUAUAUAUUCUAAAGAUCGUCAUCAUUGCUGUUGUAGGGGACUUUGUGAAUUAUAAUAAUGUAGAGAGUAACUCAAAGGCUAUGGACACCUACACAACAUUUUUUUAUUUGUUUCCUUUAUGCACAAUGAAGCAUCUUUCUAAUUAGAUAUUUAGAAACAAAUGUCCUAUUUUAGCUGCUACUUAGGGAAAGAUAAAUCCUUCUGAGAUAACAGCAGGGAAAGGAAAGUAAUCUCUCUGGCUGUAAGACAACUAGCAACAACCCCUUGGUGACAUGUCAAGUACCUGUACAACAUGUGCACACUAAGGCCCCUUUCACACUGCUGAUAUUCCCCGUCAGUAAGGCCAUCAGACUCCCUUUUUUUUUUUUUGUUCCGUUUGACGGCCGUAAUUUUGACUGGUCAUAACGUCCAAUAACUGAUCCCGAUUGACCCCAUUAUAGUCAAUGUGGUUCGUCGGGCACCGCUAAUUUCAGAGAGAAAAGUCAGAGAAAAAGUCGUCAAGCACUAUUUUUUUCCUCUGUCUUUUCUCGAUCCUAAAAUAACGGGCUUCACACUGCCGAAGACAACCGGCUGUAUGAAUGAAGCCUUAGAGCUAUUAGCCUACAGUCAACAUCAAUCACUGACAUCAGCCAUCACGCUAAUGUCAUUAGUUUAACCCCUUAAAUGCUCCUAAAGUGAUCACACGAUUUAGAAGGCUAAGUGACCGGCACCACACUGUACUAGAAAAGCACUGGGAGGACUUAAAGGGGUACUCCACUGGUAACUUAAAAUUUUUAAAUCAACUGGUGCCAGAAAGUUAAACAGAUUUGUAAAUUACUUCUAUUAAUAAAAUCUUAAUCCUUCCAGUAUUUAUCAGCUGCUGUAUAAUAAUCCACAGAAAGUUCUUUUAUUUUUGAAUUUCCUUUCUGUCUGACAAGAAGUGCUCUCUUCUGACUCCUCUGUUCAUUUUAGGAACUGUCCAGAGCAACAGAGGUUUGCUAUGGGGAUUUGUUCCUGCUGUGGACAGUUCCUGACAUGGACAGAGGUGUCAGCAGAGAGCACUGUGGUCAGACAGUAAUUUACAAAUCUGUUCAACUUUCUGGCACCAGUUGAUUUAAAAGAAAAUGUUUUCCAGUAGAGUACCCCUUUAAAAAGUGUGAAAAAAGAACAAUAAAGUAGUCUAAAAAUACAAAUUUCUCCCCUUUUUCCUAUUUUUAAAAUAGAGUAUACAAAAAAUAAAUGUGUUUGGUAUCGCUACAUGCAACAUAAUCCAAACUAUAUAAAAUAUUACAAUAUUAUUCCUGCAUUGUUAACUGUGUAAAUGAAAAGAAAAAAAAAUACCAGAAUUGCUGAUUUUUUUUUCUUCUGUCACCUCAUAUCAGAAAAAAAACAAAAAUAAAUAAAAUGCAAUCAAAAAGGUCCAUCUACCUCAAUAUUGUACUGAUAAAAACUACAGAUAAAUAUGCAAAAAUUAAUCAUACUGUAUUGUAGAUGAAAAUAUAAAAUUUUUAUAGGGCAAUUUUAAGCAUACUUACUAAAGUGUUUUAAAAGUAGUAAAAUAAAUCUAUCGUCUUACUAAAUCACAGAAUAAUAACAUUUCUGUUUUUACUGUAAAGUGCACUGGUUAGAAGGAAACCCCCUAAAAGCUGCACAUUUAAUUUCAGUUUUGUAAAAUAUUUUAUGGCGCAUGAAGGUGUUGUUACAAAGUACAAAUUGUCCCUCAAAAAAAAAAAAACAAGCCUUCAUAGUGCUUUGUAGAUGGAAAAUUAGAUGAGUUAUGGCUCGAAGAAGGCAAAGAGUAAAACAUUCUUAUUGGCCGGGUAAAAUGAUAGCGGUCAGUAGUAAUAAAAAUGUAUAUGUUAUUAGAUAAGUAUUGGAUAGACAACGUCCUUUAGAUGGUGAUAUGAACUGAGUUUAGAUGCAUGGACUUCCAAAGGUCUUACUGUAUGUGCCUCCAUGUGGUAUAACCUGUUCAUCAUAAUCUACCUCCUGUUCUUAGGUUCUAGCUUUACUGCUAUACAGUGAUCCCUCAACUUACAAUGGCCUCAACAUACAAUAGUUACAACAUACAAUGGUCUUUUCUGGACCAUUGUAACUUGGACCCAGACUCAACAUACAAUGUUAUGGACAGUCCAGAUCUGUGAUACCUGUCACAACUGGAGAAACUGACCAAUCAGAAUGGGCAUUUCACUGGUAAAUCGCCUCUAUUACUGAAGUACAUGCACUGACUGGUGUCUGGUAGCGCCCCCUACAGUACAAGGAGGAACUACAAGUUCUGUACUACUCCUGACCUGUGCCAGGGUUAGCUGCUCCUUUGGACACCAAGUAAGGGGGGCUCCAUUUGGGACACUGUGUGUACUGUAUAGGACCCUGAAGCCCCUGUCCUCUACA
Molecule: messenger RNA, 5157 nt
Organism: Hyla sarda
Lineage: Eukaryota; Metazoa; Chordata; Amphibia; Anura; Hylidae
Gene: MYD88
Product: MYD88 innate immune signal transduction adaptor
Exons: 6
Coding region: 1368-2204 (278 amino acids)
Biological process (GO): positive regulation of canonical NF-kappaB signal transduction; Toll signaling pathway; MyD88-dependent toll-like receptor signaling pathway
Cellular component (GO): plasma membrane
Molecular function (GO): Toll-like receptor binding; TIR domain binding
Source: RefSeq, a predicted model, not a curated record